AUGAUUGAAUCUGUAGCUAGCUGGUUCACUCCCGCAGUUCUCUUCUGCUUUCUGAACCUCAUGAUUGGAACUAUUUUCAUCACUUCAAGUCGCAAAACUGAUACUAAGAAACAACACCAACAAAGUACAGAAAACUCAAUACCCCAACUCACUCGAAGUCCAUCUUUGUUACAACGAGUCAGGUCCUUUAACUUCUCUUUCCCUGACCCAUUUUCCUCCGUCACUCAUGACUUUUCCGUUAACUCACCACAACUCGACCGUAGUCCAUCUUUAUUACAACGGGUCCGCUCCAUCAACUUGUCUUUCUCCCGGUUGGAAAAGCCCGGUCCAAUUCCUUCUGUGGCCCAACACGCCGACCCAUAUGAAGAAGAAGUUCAAAAGGUUGAUAAUAUUGAACCGCAGAUUGAGAGUCACGUGACAAGGACUAAGUCUGCCACGUGCGUUGAAACGCCGGUUAAGAUUCCGACGAGGACGAUGAUGAAGUCGGCAAGUGAGAAGAUGGCGGUGGCGGAGAAGGAGGAAGAGGCGGACCAGGUGGAUUGGCGGCGACCGGCGACGACGAGGGAAACAGCGUCGUUUGGAGAAGACGAAGCAGUUGAUGAAAAAGCUGAUGAUUUUAUUAACAUGUUUAGGCAGCAGUUGAAGUUACAGAGGCUUGAUUCUAUUAUUAGGUACAAGGAAAUGUUGAACAGAGGAGUUGGGAAGUGA
Nicotiana tabacum (common tobacco) is the source of this 708-nucleotide messenger RNA. RefSeq lists its product as uncharacterized. The record is from RefSeq and is a predicted model, not a curated record. NCBI's taxonomy places the organism in Eukaryota, Viridiplantae, Streptophyta, Magnoliopsida, Solanales, Solanaceae.